GCGUCGCAGAGUCACGUGAUCAAACUCGGAGCCGCUACUUAAGCUUGUGGCGCGCGCGCUUCUCUGUUCACAUUUCAGCUCUGUACAGAAAAAGCAGCGUGUUGAAGAAGUCAAGCAGCAAAGUCGCUACGUUUUGCAUUAAGAUAACUGAAGAAAUGAGCUCUGUCAGAAAAAUGAAGCAAGUGGAAAAUCCUCGUGAAAACUUAAAGAAUUUUUUUACAGCACAAACAUCAGUGGCAUCGUCUGGGAGGAGAACACUUCAGGUCCUCCAGCCAUCUGCUGUCAAUAAGCCUCUUGGGAAGAUGAUUGAGACUGGGAAGGCUGUUCCUAAGAGGAAGCUAUGGAGUGCUGACCAGGUGAAAGGCUCAAAGAGAGUUAAAGCUGAAGUGGCAGUGAAAAAUGCAGACCCAGAAAAUGAAAACCAAACUGAAGGAAUCUCACAGGAAGCUUAUGAGCUGAUGGUCAAAGAAACCCCUACCUCUUCUUACUGGAAGGAGUUGGCAGAGGAGCGACGGAAAGCCCUUUUCAACGUUCUCCAGGAGAAUGAGAAGCUUCACAAAGAAAUAGAAGCCAAAGAUGAGCAGAUUGCUAAGCUGCAAAGUGAAAAUGAUGAACUACAGGAGCUAGCACAGCAUGUCCAACACAUGGCUGACAUGAUUGAGCGGUUAACUGGUAAAAGUCCAGACAACUUGGAAGAACUACGAGAAAUUGCCUUUGAUGCAGAAGAUGAGAAUGAAGAUCCUGAGUGCAAAAAUGCAGACUCUGGAAGUGAUCUGGAAGAUGAGGAAACAAACACGGAAGAUGCAGAGAAUACCACGGUUGUGACUGAAACUGAAGAUAACACUGCCCCAGAUGAUGCGUCAAAGUAGCUUUUAAACUUGUGCCUUGGACAAUUGAGAACUGUGGCAUGUGAGAUGCAAUGUUUGAUUUUGUUAACUUGUUUCUUGACUUUCUCUUCAACAAGUGAUGUGCAAUUCUUUUUAAGGUGUGUUUUUUUUUUUUUUUUUUUUUUUUUUUUUUUAAUUUAAUCUACAUUCCUGUAAAGAUUUUCAAAUUUGAUGGUGGGUAAACAUGUUAUCUGUACAUAUGUAAAACUUUGACAUGUACAUGAAUAAACAGCCAUAUUUUUAUAAA
Messenger RNA from Pangasianodon hypophthalmus (striped catfish), 1134 nucleotides. It is a transcript of the gene gmnn, whose product is annotated as geminin DNA replication inhibitor. NCBI's taxonomy places the organism in Eukaryota, Metazoa, Chordata, Actinopteri, Siluriformes, Pangasiidae. The transcript is spliced from 7 exons. Gene Ontology annotation, cellular component: nucleus. Gene Ontology annotation, biological process: negative regulation of cell cycle; negative regulation of DNA replication. Bases 156 to 869 code for a protein of 237 amino acids. The record is from RefSeq and is a predicted model, not a curated record.